This is a messenger RNA of Zychaea mexicana, 1008 nucleotides long. RefSeq lists its product as uncharacterized. Gene Ontology annotation, biological process: regulation of actin filament polymerization. The transcript has 5 exons. The record is from RefSeq and is a predicted model, not a curated record. Gene Ontology annotation, molecular function: small GTPase binding. NCBI's taxonomy places the organism in Eukaryota, Fungi, Mucoromycota, Mucoromycetes, Mucorales, Lichtheimiaceae. Bases 1 to 1008 code for a protein of 335 amino acids.
AUGGGCCAGAUACUUUCAAGUUUAAACAUUCGAAGUGGCGAUACGAUGGUUCCUGAUCUAGGCUUUGAUAUAGAAAAUGCGAAACCGUCGCCAGAAGAAGCGGACUUGUACGACCAACUUGCAGCAUUCUUGGUUCAACCCGCCCCAGCCUUACUCGGAUCACUGAAAAACUAUCGAUCUGCGUCCGAUUUAAUACGAGAUGCAAUCGCUUCUCCCACACCAGAGAACGAAGACAAGGCCUGGGAUGGCGUGUUGCCUACUGUCGACAUGCUACGCGACUUUUACGAGUAUGCCUCUGAGUUGGAGGAGAAUCUGCCACGGUUAUUAAGCGUGCUGUGUCAAGGAGAUGUCAACAAAAACCUCGAAAAACAUCAGGGAUUAACAAAACUGUUUGCCGAUAUACUGGAUUUUGUCUUUGAGUUCGACUAUUGGAAGAUGCGCAAUCCGACACUGCAGAAUGACUUUUCGUACUAUCGACGCAUGCUGCAACGAGGUCGAUACGGACGGGGAAGCGACGAAUCUGUAUCGGAUCUACGAAGCGCCAUGCUAGAAGAUGACCAAGCAAACCGGAUAUCACUAUUCAUUGCCUAUCCAACGCCCAUGCUGAAACGCGUGAUCGACACAACCACUGACUUUGUCACGAAAAACCGACUACAGAAAAGCGUCAGUGAUUGUCUGGCAGCAUUGUGGUCAACGUGCUACCACACCGUCAACAAGAAGGGUGCAAAGUCGCAGCAGCAGCAACAACAGCAGCAAGUGUCCACGUUUUUCCUCAAGGUCAUGGUGGUAUCCAUCAUCUUGUAUGACCACAUCGACUCACAUGGUGCCUUUGCCAAAAACUCACCUAUCAAUAUCAAACAUUCUGUAAAAAUAAUCCAAAGCAAUGUGCAAGUCCCGUCAGCAGAUAAGUCAAGCACGUCCAAUCUGAUGUCGGCUCUGCGGUAUAACUCAAAACAUCUCAACGACGAUUCAACACCUAAAAACAUCAAGAACGUCAUGGCCGCAUAG